Molecule: messenger RNA, 699 nt
Organism: Penicillium canariense
Lineage: Eukaryota; Fungi; Ascomycota; Eurotiomycetes; Eurotiales; Aspergillaceae
Exons: 1
Coding region: 1-699 (232 amino acids)
Source: RefSeq, a predicted model, not a curated record
AUGGACGAUAGCAAAGGGCUAGGUGAGUGGCUCGAUGCACUUGAGUGGGGCGACAAUGAUGAGGUGCGCAGCGAAGUAGGCCCUCUUGACGUGGAUCCAAACCAAAAGGUCGAAAAUAUUGAUGACAAAGGUAACCUACCCUCACUUUUUCCGAUGACUCUCAAGGAGUUCUACGCGAUUCGCUCCGACUUUGUAGUUAAACUCCUGGCAUGGAGCGGUGGCCUCCCAAGUCAGACCACUGCAGAGAUGGCUGAAGUCCUCGAGUACAUGGCAGAUGACUUUGAUCAUUUCAAGGCCCUAGCUACCGACAAGACUGGCGCUUGCUUUCCUAUCAAGUGUGAUCUUAUCAAGAAAGAGCUGCUGGGCGUCAUAAAGCAGAUCCGAGACAGCCCGGAAAUUAGCCUUGAGACAGAGGAGAUUAUGGACUACCUUGGGCGGGCUAUUGGUAGACUCACGACCAAAGGCCUGGACUAUUUUGAACCUGAUGCCGAAGCAGUGGAGAUGGAGGCGAGGAUGGCAAAGAUCCACUCACAGAACGUAUGGGAUAUGCAAGAUAUGGGUUGGGGCGAAGAAGUCGAGCAGCUGCGUAAAACGCUUUGGACUUCUUAUGUUAACCUAAAUUUUUCUAUGUCAGGUUGUGGAUGUUUCCAGUGCAAAAGAGUCUGGCCGGAUGAGAUCGAAUUGCGGCGCGCAGAAUGA